Sarcophilus harrisii (Tasmanian devil) is the source of this 1174-nucleotide messenger RNA. Its product is annotated as transcription initiation factor TFIID subunit 7-like. The record is from RefSeq and is a predicted model, not a curated record. Gene Ontology annotation, biological process: RNA polymerase II preinitiation complex assembly; transcription initiation at RNA polymerase II promoter. Gene Ontology annotation, molecular function: RNA polymerase II general transcription initiation factor activity. NCBI's taxonomy places the organism in Eukaryota, Metazoa, Chordata, Mammalia, Dasyuromorphia, Dasyuridae. Gene Ontology annotation, cellular component: transcription factor TFIID complex.
UGGAUUGGCCCUAAACCCAAAGCCUAUUGUACAUCAGAAACUAAAUAGGAGUCUUUAAAGAGAUCUCGAAUGAGAAAAUCAUUGUGAAGCAGAGUGACAGGAAAUAACAAUUACAAAACAAAAGAUGAGCAAGAACAAAGAAGAUGCUCCCCAAGAGUUGGAAAGCCAAUUCAUAUUACGUUUACCUCCAGAACAUGCUUCUACUGUGAGAAGGGCAAUACAGUCUGGAAGUGUCAACCUGAAAGAUAAAUUAACCAUUGAAUUACAUGCAGAUGGACGUCAUGGCAUUGUCCGAGUAGACCGUGUCCCAUUAGCGGCUAAGGUGGUUGACCUGCCCUGCAUUACUGAAUCCUUGAAAACCAUAGAUAAAAAAACCUUUUACAAGACAGCAGAUAUCUUCCAGAUGCUAGUGUGCAGUGUGGAUGGGGAUCUUUACCCACCUCCAGAAGAACCAGUUGCUACUACUGAUCCAAAAGCAAGCAAGAAAAAAGAUAAGGACAGGGAGAGGAAAUUCAUCUGGAACCAUGGUAUCACUCUGCCACUUAAGAAUGUCAGAAAGAGAAGGUUCCGUAAAACAGCCAAGAAGAAGUACAUUGAAUCACCAGAUGUGGAAAAAGAAGUAAAGAGGCUUCUCAGUACAGAUGCAGAAGCUGUCAGUGCCCGAUGGGAGGUAAUUGCAGAAGAUGAAACAAAGGAAGCAGACAACCAGGUUUCCUUAGCAGGUCUAGAUAUUUCCUCUCCAGGAAUGAGUGGCCAUAAGCAGGGGCAUAGCUCUUCAGAACAUGAUGAACUUUGGGAGUUAUUUAAUGAUAUUAGCAACAGUAGUGAUGAAGAAGAUGAAAGAGACCCUCAUGAUGAUGAAGAUAUAAACAUUAUUGACACUGAAGAAGACCUAGAGAGGCAACUACAAGACAAGCUUAAUGAAUCUGAUGAGCAGUGCCAAGAAAAUGAGGAAACAAAUCAGAUGGUUGUGGGAAUUCAGAAGCAGAUUAAUAUAAUGAAUGGUAAACUCCAAGAGACCCAAGUGAGAGCAAGACAAGAAGACCUCAUCAUUAAAGUAGAAAAUCUGGCACUCAAGCCCCAGGAUACAGCUGUGCUUGCAGCUCAAGAGGUGAGGAGGGAGGGAAGAGCCAAAAGGGGCAGAUCAAGGACAGAGACUGAUGGGAGAGAAUGA